AUGGCCUCGCCUCCACAGCUUACGGGGACAAAGCGAAGGCGGGUUGCUGUGGCAUGUGAAAACUGUCACAACAGCCGGGUACGCUGCGACGCUUAUUGGGUCGGGCUUCCAUGCAGCCGCUGCAAGGGCAGUAAGCGAGACUCUUGCCAUUUCAUUCAGUCGAAGAAACGGAGAGGCGUCGACGGCCGCUUCGUCCCCGUCAGCACUGGCUCUUCACUCGACGGCUCUUUUCAGUCUGGUAUAUCUUCUACCUUAUCUCCUACACAUUCCUAUAGUGCUCCUACGGCGCCUCUGUUAUCUCGCGCCACGGUUCCACAUCAUGCAGCAAGUGCAGUGAGAACACAGAUUGACUCUGGGUCUCCUGAUCAGGCCUUAGCUUCGACAAUUGGAUCAUCUAUUGAAAGACUGACGAGAUCACCGAAUACCACAGUGGACUUGGAUCCCAUCUGUCGCGCGAAUGCGUCGGAUACAGAGUUGCAAGCCCCGACGGACCGGCACAGUCGCGUGCACGACGAACCGCAAGACAUUACCCUUCUCAACGCGAGUGAAGAUCCCCAAGAUGGUAGCCAGAUCGAGCCCAUCUCCUACAUGGGCGAAUCUUGGUUCUUAUCCUUCGUGCUGCAUAACACCAAUCACGAAGACACUAGUCGUCAUCGCUCCGUCGUACCUUCCUCCACUGCCCACAAUGAGAGCUCAAGAAUUUCUAAUCACAGUCUUGAAUCUGCCACUCACGCAACGCGCCUAGCAGAGAUUCCAUAUACUUCCCCGUUGCCAGAAGCCUUGAGCGGCGAUAUUUGCGACCAAUUGCUGGAUGCUUAUUUUUCGUAUUUCCAACCGAUAUGCCCCAUUGUUGACAGAGGACCAUUCCUGGAGUCGGUCCACGCGCGAACAGUCUCGAGGACAUUGCUGCUUUGUGUGUGCUUCAUUGCCUCGGUCCAUUGUGAGAUGGAUGUUCUUCGGUCUUUGGGGUAUCAGACACGCGUUGAAGCCGGCGACGAUCUAUUCAGUAAGGCAGACCAGGCGCUUGCAGACGAUACCGAUUCUGAUCGUAUCACAAUCAUGAUUUCUUCUUACCUACUGCACUACUGGUGGGGCAAGCCCGUAAAAUUUGACGACUCGCUUUGGAGGUUGGCUGGUGUCAUUCGAUCGGGGCAAUGCCUGGGAAUGCAUCACAGCACUGCCAACAGUCACAUGGGCCUGGACGUUCGAAAAAGAUGGAAGCGACUGUGGUGGUUGUUAUACAUACGUGACCGUCAAGUGUCGCUCUGUUUGGGCAUGCCAAUGAUAAUCAAUGAUGAUGACUGCACGUUGGAAGCCUUGACAGUAGAGGACUUCCCCUCUGAACCUCGAGAAACAGCCCAGUAUAUCAUUGGUCAAGCGAGCCUUUCGCGCGCAGCAUGCGAGGUUCGAAAAUAUAUCUCAUCUGUGCUUGGUCAGCAUCAACAGCAACCGAUCGUGGAAACAGAGCAAGAAAUCAUGCGAUUGUUCCAGGUUUGGCAUCGGAGCCUUCCCAAGGACAUGCUGUGUUCCUCCAAGGGCGCAAACCAGCUGGCACUGACACUCCAGAUUACUUUCAAUUUGUAUCGAAUCAUUUUCCUCCAAAGGCUUCACAGAGCCUAUCAAAAUGAAGCAUACGCGACACGAAGCAACCAUGAUAUUAUAGAUGCGGCUGAAACUAUAACAUCCUUGACCGAGCAAGCUCUCACACACUUCCAGCCUCGUUCUCUGCCAAUGAUAUGUGUCACAGCGAUUUUCGCUGCCAUGAACGUGCAGUAUGCCGCUUCGUUCUCCUGCAAGGACUACGUCAGUCAGGUCCUGCUCCACAAACUACGCAAGAACCUUCUCGGACUGGAACAACUUGAGCAGGUCUAUAGCCUGGCUGCUUGGAUUCGCCGGCUCUUUAGCAAGGUUCUUGAUCAAUCAGAACAUAGAAGAAAGUCCUCAGCCUGUGCUAGGAUCAGCACAAAAGACAAUCUUCCUUCCUUUGUUGACGAAGCUGCCUCACAGUUGGGCUUGGGAAGACCCUCAACAUCGCAAACAAGCCCUGAAGCCGAGACACCUCUUCCACAGGCCUCAUCAUCACACCACAGGUACAAUGAUACUAGAAUUCCCACCCUUGGUCCGGAAAGCACAACCCCGGUUCCAUUGACUGCGGGGGAGACUAUUAUUCCUUGUCCGCCACCAAUCUCUCAAGGCGACUUGCUCUUUCCGAACAUGUGGACUGACGAACCAGGCGAUUUGUCUGAGUUUGAGGCUCAGUUCCUGAACACCAAUGUCCCACGACAUUGGCCUCUUCUGAGCCCGCUCGAGCUAGAAAACAUGCGAUUGCUUGGGCUUGCGCAGUCGCAAUUUCAGGCUAGACGACAAACCAGAAAUGUGUCUCUCAAAGUUCCAGCACGAGAGACACAGUCUGGUCGCUCUCAAAGAGGUCGCUUAGGACUUCUGUCAGGUCUUGGGCUUGCAAGUGCAGGGGCUGUUAUUUGGACAGCUACCGAUCGUGGUAAGCCGGGCUUCACACCUGGCCCCGUCGCAUUCAGCUCGACCCAGCCCCUGUUAGACUCGCCACCAAUUGUGCAUGAUAUUUCAGCGGACAAUCUGAGAGAGGCGUUUCGAGACUUCGUGGACAUCCUCGGCGAAGACCGCGUCUCGAGAGAUCCUGCUGACCUACUGCAACACUCGGGGUCUGAUUUCCAAUCGUAUUCUUGGAGCGAAGACACAGCUGUCCCUGGGCAUGUCAUUGUCUAUCCGCUCUCCACCCAAGAGGUGUCAGAGGUGGUGAAAGUAUGCUAUCGGCGACGAAUACCCAUCACACCAUACUCCGGUGGUACUUCGGUGGAAGGUCAGUACAUUCCUGAUAUGGGAGGCGUGUGUGUCGACUUCAGCAUGAUGGAUAAGAUAUUGGAAACCAAUCCUGUUGACCUGGACUGUACAGUUCAGCCGGGCUUAGGCUGGAUGGAAUUGAACCAGGAGCUCGCAGCUAACAAUUUGUUCUUCCCUCCUGACCCGGGGCCGGGCGCCUUGAUCGGUGGGAUGGUUGGCACGGGAUGCUCGGGGACUAAUGCCGCCAGGUAUGGGACCAUGAAGGAUUGGGUCUUGUCACUCACCAUGGUCCUUGCAGACGGGACCAUAGUGAAGACACGGCAACGGCCUCGCAAAUCCAGCGCCGGGUAUGAUCUCACGAGGCUGGUCAUCGGAAGCGAAGGAACCUUGGGUCUGGUCACAGAGGUAACCCUAAAGUUGGCCGUUAAACACUCUCACGAGGCCGUUGCGGUUUGCACUUUCGCCUCAAUCAAAGACGCAGCCCGUACAGUGCAGGCAAUCAUCUCAAAGGGUGUCCCAGUAGCAGCAGUCGAGAUCCUGGAUGACGUGCAAAUGAGCUGUAUCAACAAAGCAGGGCUUACGAGGCGCAAAUGGGCAGAGCAGCCGUCGUUGUUCUUCAAAUUCACCGGUAACACGGAUUUGAUGGUCCAGGAUGCCGCGAAACUGACUGGAGAGAUUUCUAAACAGCAAGGUUCGACCUCGUAUCUGUACGCAGUGGAUCAGGAAGAGCGGGAGGAGCUGUGGUCGGCACGGAAAAACGCUCUGUGGUCGGUACUGGCUUUGCGGACGAAACCAAGUGAUAGAGUAUGGACGACCGACGUCGCCGUGCCGCUAAGUCGGCUUGCAGACAUCAUUGAAGAAGCAAAACUACACAUCGAACGUUCUGGUCUGCUUGGAACCAUUGUGGGUCAUGUCGGCGAUGGGAACUUUCAUGCUUUACUGCUGUUUCCGGAAGAGAAGCGCCAUGUCGCUGAACACUUGGUUCAUGAGAUGGUGGACAGAGCGAUUGCCAUGGAAGGAACCGCGACGGGUGAACACGGUGUCGGGCUAGUAAAGAGGGACUAUCUCGAGAAAGAGCUGGGAAAGACAACUGUCGAUUUCAUGCGUAAGCUGAAGAAUGCCGUGGACCCGCUAUGCAUCCUGAACUGCGGGAAGAUCAUGCGGAUGGAACACAGUCCAUCUGUGGAAUAA
Molecule: messenger RNA, 4011 nt
Organism: Exophiala oligosperma
Lineage: Eukaryota; Fungi; Ascomycota; Eurotiomycetes; Chaetothyriales; Herpotrichiellaceae
Product: glycolate oxidase, subunit GlcD
Exons: 9
Coding region: 1-4011 (1336 amino acids)
Biological process (GO): DNA-templated transcription; lactate catabolic process; regulation of DNA-templated transcription
Cellular component (GO): mitochondrion
Molecular function (GO): FAD binding; zinc ion binding; DNA-binding transcription factor activity, RNA polymerase II-specific
Source: RefSeq, a predicted model, not a curated record